Oikopleura dioica is the source of this 1398-nucleotide messenger RNA. NCBI's taxonomy places the organism in Eukaryota, Metazoa, Chordata, Appendicularia, Copelata, Oikopleuridae. The record is from the annotation of a GenBank genome assembly.
AUGGCCGACUUGUUCUGGCGGUCAACGAAAAAGCCAGGCAAGUCGGCAGGUUCGCAACCUGCUCCCGAAAGUUCCAAGUUCAAAAAGUACCAAAACGAGACGGCCGACGCUUGGGAUGCAGCAGACGACGAGCUCGUCAAAGGAUUUGGGGUUGAUCCUGAUGCCUCGCGUUCUGCUGCCCUUGCUGUUCUAGCUCGUUACAGUAAAUCGCCAAAAUCACCGCCUCCCGCCCCUCAAGAAUCAACCAGCAAAUCUUCUAGCAAUAAUAUUCCAAAGCAGAAAUUGAAUAUUCCGCCUAAAGAAAACGCUGCAACAAACAGUAAUACAGAAGAAUCCAAAACGAAGCCGAAAUCCCCAAUAAUCGUCUCGCCAGGACCGCCAAAUAAAUCAUUCACAGGACUGCCUCCGCUCACUGAUGCCCAAAUUGCCAGAUCGGAAAAAUUUUCAAGUGCAAUAAACAGAGACCUGACAGAUCUCGCCGAUCUACGGGAAUUAGCAUGGAGAGGCUGUCCCCCUUGUUACAGGCCCAUUUGCUGGCGGCUGAUUACUGGACUUCUUCCCACGGCAAGGGAGCGGCGAUUAGCGACGCUAGAAAAGAAAAGAAAUGAAUAUUGGAAGCUUGUUGAUCGUUACUUCAAACUUUCAAAAGAACCGUCUCACAAGGACACGUACCACCAGAUAACAAUCGACAUCCCCAGAACCAAUCCGUCGGUUCCGCUCUUUCAGCAAAAGCUAAUCCAGGAAUUAAUGGAACGCAUUUUAUUUAUUUGGGCGAUUCGACAUCCGGCGUCGGGCUAUGUCCAAGGAAUGAACGACCUCGUCACCCCCUUUCUUCACGUUUUCCUUUCCGAGCAUCUAAGAGCCGGUGAAAAGUUCGAAACGACCAACAUGGACCUCAUUCCUCAAGAAGCGCUAAGAGAGGUUGAAGCAGAUUGUUUCUGGUGCCUUGGAUGGCUCUUAGACGGGAUCCAAGACAACUACACAUUCGCUCAGCCAGGCAUUCAGCGCCAAGUUUCCCAGCUAGAAGAUCUGAUAGAGCGAAUUCAGCCUGAUCUCUUCCAGCACUUGCAAGAAAACUCCGUUCAAUUCCUUCAGUUCGCCUUCCGGUGGUUUAAUAAUUUAUUGAUGCGCGAGCUGCCUCUAUCUGCGAUUGUACGCUUAUGGGACUCGUACUUUUCUGAAGCAGGGGCUGAUGAAAGGUCGAGCUUGCACUUGUUCGUCUGCGCGGCUUUUCUCAUUCACUGGAAACGGCUGUUGCUUGAUCAAUGUGAUUUCCAAGGUUUGAUGAUGACAGUUCAAGGACUCCCCACGAACGGCUGGGGCGAAUCUGAAAUUUCCGAAAUUCUAGCUAAAGCUUUCAUGCUGCGAUCGACUUACACCCUCAAGCAACUUUCGUAA